Messenger RNA from Lactuca saligna, 381 nucleotides. NCBI's taxonomy places the organism in Eukaryota, Viridiplantae, Streptophyta, Magnoliopsida, Asterales, Asteraceae. The record is from the annotation of a GenBank genome assembly.
AUGGUGGUUUGUUUUUGUGGAAAGCUUGCUUUGGUGAAAACGUCUUGGACACCACUGAAUCCCGGCAGGAGGUUUUAUGCUUGCCCUACUAAGGAUUCUGUUUGUGGGUUUAUCGGGUGGGUUGACCCACCUAUUUGUGCUAGGAGUAAAACCAUCAUACCUGGUCUUCUAAGAAACAUAAAUACAUUGGAGGAAAGAUGUAAUGGGCUGGUAAGAAGUAUCAACAUGUUACAGGAACAGUGCAAUGGACUUUUGAGCAGGAACAACAUGUUGGAGGCAAGGUGUGAUGCAUUGAAGGAUGAAGGUUUCAAGCUGAAGAUGUAUUUAUGUGCAAGUUGGUUUAUGUUUGUGAUUGUUAUCUUUAGUACUUGGUCUAUGUAA